Molecule: messenger RNA, 688 nt
Organism: Alligator sinensis (Chinese alligator)
Lineage: Eukaryota; Metazoa; Chordata; Crocodylia; Alligatoridae
Gene: RABAC1
Product: Rab acceptor 1
Exons: 3
Cellular component (GO): Golgi apparatus
Source: RefSeq, a predicted model, not a curated record
UCCGGCCCCCUCAAUUCUGGGGGCACAAGCCCAGAUCCUGGCGGGUGGAGUGGGAUCCUGGUGACCUGGGCCCUGAACCUGCCCCCAGGGGUGGGAGCUGAGGGCGCCUGGAUCUCUUAUGAGCGCUGGCAUGGCAGGCGAUCAGGGCAGUGGAUCCAGCUCACCUGGGAGCUCUGCCCCCCCACUUACCCUUGUGUCCCCCCCAGCAUCACGUCCCCGCUGCUGGUGGUGGCUCUCGCUGUCUUCCUCGGCGCCUGCUACGUCCUGCACGUCCGAGCCCAGCAGGGGCCGCUCGUGGUCCUGGGCCGUGAGCUGAGUGCUGGGCAGCAGUAUGCAGUGGCCGGAGGUGUCUCCUUCCCCCUCUUCUGGGUGGCGGGGGCUGGAUCCGCUGUCUUCUGGGUUCUGGGCGCGACCCUGGUGGUCAUUGGCUCUCACGCCGCCUUCUAUGAGACCGAGCCGGCCGAGGGCGAAGAGCUGCAGAUGGAGCCUGUGUGAAUUCCACUCCCAGCGGCCCCUUCUGCCCCCCAAGUCUGCCCCCCUAUGUUGGCCUCUCCCCUGUCCCACCAGCUCUUUGGAGCCCCCUUCGCUGCAGCUCUGCCCUCGCUCUCCCAGUAGAGGAACCCAGGCGUCUGGGCCUCCCUACUCCACGGGAGGCCUCUUGAUGCUAAUAAAGCCCUUUUGAGUGGGA